Molecule: messenger RNA, 879 nt
Organism: Dentiscutata heterogama
Lineage: Eukaryota; Fungi; Glomeromycota; Glomeromycetes; Diversisporales; Gigasporaceae
Source: the annotation of a GenBank genome assembly
AUGGGAUGUACCUCUUCUAAAUUUAGAGAAAAAACAGAGUCUAUGGAAUCACAGAAUUUACUAGUUGAAUUUACAACAGAGUUUCGAUACGUUGAUGGUAGGAGAUUUCAUAAUGUGGAAAAUGCCGUGUAUCCUCUACCAAAUGAUGAUGAUGAAUUAGACAGACUACAUUUACAACAUUUCAUGAUGAGAUAUAUUUGGCAGAACAACUUUUCUGCCCCCAUCAACCAUAUUUUGUCUAAUCCGGGAGCCAAGGUCCUUGAUGUUGGAUAUCCCUUGGUUGAGUUUGUUGGUUUAGAUAUAUCCCCACUCCAGCCGACACAAAUAAAACCUAAAAAUUUUAAAUUCGUCAAAGCAAAUGUUUUGGAAGGAUUACCAUUCGAAGAUAAUACUUUUGAUUUCGUAUUUCAACGAUAUAUGUUCACUGGUUGUACCAAAGAGAAGUGGCCAUAUUUAAUAAAUGAGUUUGUUAGAGUUUUAAAACCAGGUGGAUUCUUAGAAUUAUCUGAACCUUCUAAAAUGUUUGAUUUAGGACCAGCAACUCAACGUUUAUUUAAUGGAUUAAUAGAAUUAUUGGAAAAACGAGGCCUAGAUAGUGAUAUUUAUCAAAAGUUAGAAGACUAUUUACAAAACCAAGGUCAAUUAGAAAAUAUUAAGAAAGAAGCGAAACAAUGCUAUCAUGGUGUAAAGUCUAAUAAUAUCAAGCUCAGUAAAGUGGUUGUCAAUAAUAUGGUUACCGCAUAUGGAAGUUUUAAACUUGCUUUAUUGGAAGCAUUGCAAAUUUCUAACGAAGAAUUUGAUGAAUUGGUUAAAAUUUCGGAAAAAGAAUUAUUUGACUUUGAUUCUUAUAAUUAUUUACCUCGUGUUUAUGCAAACAAA